AUGAUGUGGUUUGACUUAUCAAAUGAGUCGUGGUGUCAUUUGAAGCGUCGCAAAAGUACCAAGUCAGUCGUUCCGUUACUAGUAACGACUGGAAUAAUUGACGACACACCGAGGUAUCGAGUUUUAAAAAAUACCGCAGGAGCUGUAGCCAAUCGGUCGAUGAUGAAUAGUUUAGCACUUGAGAUCAUGUCAGUACUUAUCCGCAGAUUGCUACGUGAAUGCGAGCUGCUCACGGACAUAAGGACACGCUCGACAAAAAGGAGACUUGGUGCACGUAUUACGAAUUUCAAUGUGAUUACUGCCGGACUGAGCUGGUCCAAUUCUGAUACUCUAACUAAUGAGCCGCCGGUCCCAGGGUUCGAUUACGUUCGACAUCGCCUUGUUGUGGAAACAAAGCGUAACGAUGUAAAAAUGAAAAUAAGCAAGUACGACAUGGGCUUCAAUCACAGCUCCCUGCGUAUGGCAAUACGUGAACAACUUGAUGAGACUCGCUCUAAUUUUGAUUAA
This is a messenger RNA of Plasmopara halstedii, 507 nucleotides long. RefSeq lists its product as uncharacterized. The coding region runs from base 1 to 507 and encodes 168 amino acids. NCBI's taxonomy places the organism in Eukaryota, Oomycota, Peronosporomycetes, Peronosporales, Peronosporaceae. The transcript has 13 exons. The record is from RefSeq and is a predicted model, not a curated record.